AUGAUCAAAAGAAUACCUAAGCUUUAUGCAAACCAACUACUGAAAUUCAAAUAUGACAAUUCAAUCCCUACAUCAGAAUUAUUAACUAAAUUAGGAAUUGUUUCAUAUCCCAAAUCAGGAUUAGUUAAUUGGUCAAAAAUUGGUCUAUUAAUUCAAAAUAAAAUAAAUAAUAUAAUUCGAAAAAAUUUAGAUUCUAUAAAUUUUGAAGAAUUAAGUUUAUCAUUAUUAUCAAACAAGACAAAUUGGAUUAAAACAGGAAGAUGGAAUCAAAAAGAUAUUUUUAAAUUAAAAAAUGAUGAAAUGUUAUUAGUUCCUACAUGUGAAGAAGAUAUAACAACAUAUGUUAAACACAAUCUUGAAAGUUAUAAACAAUUACCUUUAAAAUUUUAUCAAAUUAAUCAGAAAUUUCGUGAUGAAAAAAGACCAAGAGGUGGUUUAUUAAGAGGUAAAGAAUUUUUAAUGAAAGAUGCUUAUUCUUUUGAUUUAAAUGAAUUAAAGGCUUUAGAAACUUAUAAAUCUAUUGUUGGAUCAUAUCAUAAAAUUUUUAAUCAAAUUGGAAUAAAUUAUGUAAAAGCUCAAGCUGAUAGUGGUGAUAUUGGAGGGGAUUUAAGUCAUGAAUGGCAUUAUUUAAAUGAAAAUGGUGAAGAUACUGUUUUCACUUGUAAUUCUUGUGGUCAUGUAUCUAAUCAAGAAAAAACAAUAGCAUAUCCUACUAAAAAUGAAGAAAUAAAUGGUGGUGAUGUAUCAGUCAAAUAUUUCAUAACUGAUGAUAACUCCACAUUAGUUUGUGCAUAUUAUCCAUCUAAUAGAGUAUUAGAACCUAAUUUUAUAAAAUUGGAAGUACCAGAUAUAAACCUUAAAACAUCAUUAACAGAAUCUCAAAUAUUAGAUAAAUUCUCAAAGGAAUCAGAAGAAGAUUUAUCAAAAAAAGUUGUCAGAAUAAUGGAUUCAAGAUUAAAUUCAAGAUCUAAUUUCCCUGAUUUUCCAAUAAAUUUUGUAAAUAGAUCUAUGAUAACUACAUUAACUGAUAUUCCAAUAGUAUUAGCUGAAUCAGGUGAAAUUUGUGGUGAAUGUGAAGAAGGUCAUUUGACAAAACUGAAUGCUAUUGAAAUUGGUCAUACUUUUUAUCUUGGUGAUAAAUAUUCAAAACCUUUAGAUUUAAAAAUUGAUAUACCAAAAAAUGAUAAAGUUGAAACUAAGAAUAUUAUGAUGGGAUGUUAUGGAAUUGGAAUUAGUAGAAUUAUUGCAGCAAUAGCUGAAAUAAAUAAAGAUGAAAAAGGUUUAAGAUGGCCUAAAAGUAUAACACCUUGGGAAGUUACAAUUGUUGAGACUAAUCAAAAUCCGGAAUUUAAAGAAAUUUAUAAUGAAUUGGAAAAUUUUGAUUAUAAAUUAGAUGAUAGAAAUGAUGUUUCUUUGGGUAAAAAAAUUAAUCAAUCAAAUUUAUUGGGGAUUCCAUUAGUUGUAAUUUUAGGUAAAAAGUACCCAAUUGUUGAAAUAGAAAUAAGAGGUAAACGGAUUAAAGAUAAAGAGAUUAAAUGGAAACAUUUAUAUGAUAAGAAAGAUUUUCAAUGGGAUGUUGAAUAUGAAAAUGGAAAUGAUAUAAAACAUUAUGUUCAUAAAGAUCAUUUGAUUAGAGUUUUAAAUAGUUUGUUAAAAGAUAUGUAA
This is a messenger RNA of Lodderomyces pseudojiufengensis, 1665 nucleotides long. RefSeq names its product putative proline--tRNA ligase (gene PRS). Gene Ontology annotation, biological process: prolyl-tRNA aminoacylation. The transcript has a single exon. The coding region runs from base 1 to 1665 and encodes 554 amino acids. NCBI's taxonomy places the organism in Eukaryota, Fungi, Ascomycota, Pichiomycetes, Serinales, Debaryomycetaceae. The record is from RefSeq and is a predicted model, not a curated record. Gene Ontology annotation, molecular function: proline-tRNA ligase activity; ATP binding. Gene Ontology annotation, cellular component: mitochondrion; cytoplasm.